Messenger RNA from Jaculus jaculus (lesser Egyptian jerboa), 1012 nucleotides. RefSeq names its product olfactory receptor 51E1. The record is from RefSeq and is a predicted model, not a curated record. Gene Ontology annotation, cellular component: membrane. Gene Ontology annotation, biological process: G protein-coupled receptor signaling pathway. The transcript has 2 exons. NCBI's taxonomy places the organism in Eukaryota, Metazoa, Chordata, Mammalia, Rodentia, Dipodidae. Bases 50 to 1012 code for a protein of 320 amino acids. Gene Ontology annotation, molecular function: G protein-coupled receptor activity; olfactory receptor activity.
UACCCUACCUCUCCCUGCCCAGAACCAGUCCUCGCUCAGCCGCUUCAGUAUGGUGGGCACCCAUGGCAACGAAUCCAGUGCCACGUACUUCAUCCUGAUCGGCCUCCCGGGACUGGAAGAGGCUCAGUUCUGGCUGGCUUUCCCGCUGUGCUCCCUAUACCUUAUCGCUGUGCUGGGCAACUUGACAAUCAUCUACAUCGUGCGGACAGAGCGCAGCCUGCACGAGCCCAUGUACAUCUUCCUCUGCAUGCUUUCCGGCCUCGACGUCCUCAUCUCCACCUCAUCCAUGCCCAAAAUGAUGGCCAUCUUCUGGUUCAACUCCACUGCCAUUCAAUUCGAUGCAUGUUUGAUACAGAUGUUUGCCAUCCAUUCCUUAUCUGGCAUGGAGUCCACGGUGCUGUUAGCCAUGGCCUUUGAUCGCUACGUGGCCAUCUGCCACCCUCUGCGCCACGCCACGGUGCUCACGUUGCCUCGCGUUGCCAAGAUUGGCAUGGCUGCGGUGGUGCGGGGCGCUGCGCUAAUGGCACCCUUGCCCGUCUUCAUUAAGAGGCUGCCUUUCUGUCGUUCCAAUGUCCUUUCCCAUUCGUACUGCCUGCACCAAGAUGUCAUGAAGCUGGCUUGCGCGGAUAUUCGUGUCAACGUCAUCUAUGGGCUCAUCGUCAUCAUCUCUGCCAUUGGCCUGGACUCGCUUCUCAUCUCCUUCUCAUACCUGCUCAUCCUCAAGACCGUGCUGGGCUUGACGCGCGAAGCCCAGGCAAAGGCAUUUGGGACCUGUGUCUCGCACGUGUGCGCCGUCUUCAUAUUCUACGUGCCUUUCAUCGGGCUGUCCAUGGUGCACCGUUUCAGCAAGCGCCGCGACUCCCUGCUGCCCGUCAUUAUGGCCAACACCUACCUGCUCAUUCCGCCCGUGCUCAACCCCAUCGUCUACGGGGUGAAGACGAAAGAGAUCCGGCAGCGCAUCCUGCGUCUUCUCCACGUCACCAUGCGCAGCGAGGCUGCUAGGGAUCAGUGA